Messenger RNA from Penicillium olsonii, 984 nucleotides. The record is from the annotation of a GenBank genome assembly. Lineage: Eukaryota; Fungi; Ascomycota; Eurotiomycetes; Eurotiales; Aspergillaceae.
AUGCCUGGCUCGGUAGGCAGCGAUGAGUUCGAUGGUGCAGAGGCAUUCAUCGUAGACAUCGACACCAUCCAAUCUCACGGCAUAGGUGCAGCUGAUAUCACCAAGUUGAAAUCCAAUGGCUUCUACACUGUUGCUUCCGUCCACGGCGCCACUCGCAAAACACUGUUGAAGAUCAAAGGUUUCAGCGAAGUCAAAGUCGAAAAGGUCAAAGAGGCCAUCCAAAAGUGCCUACCAUCUACCUCAGGCUUCAUGACUGCAAUGGAACUCCAUCACCAACGCAAAAAAGUCGUUCGCAUCUCAACAGGCAGCCAGCAAUUCGAUUCGAUCCUCAAUGGUGGUUUCCAAAGCAUGAGCAUUAGCGAAGUCUUCGGUGAAUUCCGCUGCGGCAAAACGCAACUCAGUCACACGAUGUCCGUAAUUGCACAACUCCCCAAAGAAAUGGGUGGUGCGAGUGGAAAAGUCGCAUACAUUGAUACAGAGGGAACAUUUCGACCGGAGCGAAUUGCCCAGAUUGCCGAGCGAUUUGGGAUGGACCCCGACACUGCGCAGGAAAACAUUGCGUAUGCGCGGGCACUCAACAGCGAGCACCAGCUUGAACUGCUGAAUUCUCUCAGUCGGGAGUUUGCCCGAGGCAACUUUCGGCUGCUAGUCAUUGAUAGCAUCAUGAACUGUUUCCGGGUUGACUAUUGUGGUCGGGGAGAACUGGCUGAUCGGCAGCAGAAGCUGAAUCAGUUCCUGAUGAAGCUGGCGCACAUGGCUGAAGUCCAGAGUGACCCUGGCGCUAGCGCACUAUUUGCUGGCGCAGACGGACGUAAGCCUGUUGGUGGACAUGUCCUUGCUCAUGCUUCUACUACUCGGGUGCUUCUGAGAAAGGGUCGUGGUGAGGAGCGCGUUGCAAAGAUUCAGGAUUCACCUGACUGCCCCGAGCGCGAGGCUGUCUAUAUCAUCACGAACGGUGGUAUCAACGAUCCGGACAAGGUUUGA